AUGGGCUCAAAGUAUUGAACAUGCCUUACCGGAAGCAACGUCACUGCAUACGAAAGGGUAGAAAGGAAGAAUAAGAUAGCCAAACAACUGAUUUCUCGGAAUGAUAGCACAGUCAAGACCCCCUUCCGGUCCUUCUCCAAUAUUGUGAAUCACAAGGUGAGUACCAAGAACGAUAGGCAUUUUCACCCAUUUCCCAAUAAUGUGGAGCUCACUGAUCUGAUCAAUGAUAAGAAAUUGAAGAUCCGGGCUGAAGAACGGAGGUCGAUCAUCCAAGAAAUGGAAGCUCUGCUGGAAAAGUCUAAGGAAAAUAUUGAAAAAUAUACCAAACUCUGGCAAGAGGCUGAGCCAGACUCUAAGAGUCCGCCCAAACUACUUAUAGAGAUUAUCUCUGGUCAUGAUAUAGACUUUACUAAGGCGAAGAAGGUCCCCUUCGUGGAAGUCAUUCAGAAUGAUAGAGGGCUCAUGCAGUCCUUCUAUGGCUCGUGAGAAGGCUCUGGCAAGUUCAGCCAAGCUCCGCAAGAUAUUAGCUUGAAUUCGUCAGUGGUACAACCAGGUAGAGAUACAGUGACUUCCCAGAACAGUUUAGUAUUAUCCACACAGAUUCCUAUCGCUCCAAACUUGGAAGGUGUAUUUGAGUGGCACCGGUUUUAUACCCUUAUUUAUGAUGCAGAUUGAGUCGAGAAGGAGAGGUCUAUCACUGUCAAUUUAUUCAGGACUAAGAAAGAUAAGAAUAAAUGAGACCAGAUAGGCAAAUCCAAAACUUUCUUCCUAAAUCAUAUGAAAGAUCAGGAGUGCAAACAAAUGGCUCUAGAGUACAAGGAUGGCUAUGACGAGACCUGUAAUGGUGUGAUUAACCUCCGCUUUCAGUAUGUGCAUAGCGAGGUGACUCUUUACAAGCAGCUUGCUGAAAAGUAUCAAGAGCAGUCAGAUCUGAUCGAGAAAUUUAUCCAAAGUUUGGCAUCGGUAAAAAUUGAGAAUCGGGAAACCACUCCAGAGACAAAUGGAUUGGAAGAUAGCAGCCGUUCUCAACGAGCUGGGUUUUACUCUUAUGUUGAUGACGACUCUGCCUUAGGGGGAUCUCCAGCUAAUAGUUUCGACAAGCAACACCUUAUGGAUAGUCCUAAUCAUAAUGUAGAGUAUUCCUAUGACAUGACUAGUAACCAUCUCUUCAACCAGAAAGAAGAGUAUGAGGAGAGGAAGAGCCAGGAUUUUGCUCUAUCUCUUCAGCCAGGCUGGUAAGGCCCACCAAAUUUCCAGC
Molecule: messenger RNA, 1258 nt
Organism: Moneuplotes crassus
Lineage: Eukaryota; Ciliophora; Spirotrichea; Euplotida; Euplotidae
Source: the annotation of a GenBank genome assembly